Molecule: messenger RNA, 4094 nt
Organism: Conger conger (European conger)
Lineage: Eukaryota; Metazoa; Chordata; Actinopteri; Anguilliformes; Congridae
Gene: rcbtb1
Product: regulator of chromosome condensation (RCC1) and BTB (POZ) domain containing protein 1
Exons: 12
Coding region: 1388-2986 (532 amino acids)
Molecular function (GO): protein binding
Source: RefSeq, a predicted model, not a curated record
UCUGGUGCCGAUUUAGCGUAGUUAGAGGUCAGAGAAGUGCUGUGCCAGUAUUAAGCAUUAGCCUUUGGAGAUGCGAUGGCCAUUGUCUGCCUUUGCUAGAUAGCGCUGGCUGGGUCGCAUUCGUCCCGUUUGGUUGUUGCUAGCUCGGUGAAGCCACACUUCUGCUGUGGCAGCUAGCUUUAUCAGGUAGCCAAAACCAGCCGAAGUGCCUUGGAUUUUGAAAUAGUUGCAUUUGAGCCAAGAUAGCAGUCGAUUCGUCAUGGGCGCUGGCUCUGUAGACUAGCUCGGGAUAUUCUAGAAACAUGUUGUCAUGGCCAGCUAACUUAUCUGUGUUGAUUGUUCAGAGAUUUCUAGCAAUGACAGGUCAGCAAAUCCCUCUGAAGUGACGUCGUUCUAUUUGUUCUCCGUUUUUAAAUUUAAAAGGUAGCUAGCUACGGUUGCUCGUGCUGUCAGCGACACAGUUUUAAUCACAAAAAAUAACUUGAUUGCGAACAAAAUACAAUUAACAUGGGUAGCUCUCGUUUGCACAUGCUAUUGUCAACAUAGCACUAUCUAGAUUAACGAUUGGGCGUGCUAACUAGAUAUCGGUUAUAGCUAUUGGUGAACAGUAUGUUUUUUAAAGCGAACAGUCAGUUUGUGAGAAUAGUUUACGAUGCAAAUAAAUACGGAGUUUGUUUGCCUGUAAAAUGCAUUGAUUGUAACCCUGGUGGAAAAAUCCAGCUGUUUCCAUCUUGAAAUUAUCAGUUACCAGCCGUUUCAAAAGCUAACUUUCAGCAGGGAAAUGGCUAGCUACCAUCGUUACAGUAGUUAUAUGCUAACUAGUAAGACAAACAUUUCAAAGCCAUUAACCGUUUAAGUAGCUGACGUCUUAUCCAAUGAGCCUAAGCGUAGUCAGCCCGCGUGGGACUUACCUGCAAAUACAUUAGUCACGUGCGAAACGGCCAUCUGUUUACAAGUUAUAGCACAGCUUGCAGCUUCUGGAUAAGUCCUGAAGUAAGAGAUGCUGGAGGAAUAUUGAUCGGGGAAAGAUAACUUUAUACCGGUCAAGAUAACUUAGAAAACGAGCUUGUAACUACACAGAUUUGAGCGAGAGCGUUUUGUGCUGUGGAAGUGUAACCUACGCUUUCAGGGGACACUCCUGGUCAAAGCGGGUAGGAAUGCAGUAGCAGCGGCAUCUGCCCCCUGUCCUCCAAUCUGCCCCCUGUCCUCCAAUCUGCCCCCUGUCCUCCAAUCUGCCCCCUGUCCUCCAGUCUGCCCCCUGCCUCCAGCCCUACAGCAGUAAACUCCACCACCAGCCCCAACCCCAACCCCAGCCCCAACCCCACCCUCAGCCCAGCCAGUCCCAGCCCCGAGCCAGUUCUGUUGGCCACCAGUGAGAGGCUGGGCCAUGGUGGAUGUGAGCAAAUGGCCCCUCUUCACCCUGCUGGGGCCCCAGGAGAUUGCCUCCAUCCGGCAGGCUUGCAUCUUCGGCACAUCUGCUAACGAGGCCGUCUACAUCACCCAUGACCAUGAGGUGUUCGUGUUUGGGCUGAACUGCAGUAACUGCCUGGGCACAGGGGACAACCAGAGCACCAUCGCGCCCAAGAAGCUGGACGUGCUGUGCGGGAGGAAGGUUGUGAGCCUGAGCUACGGCAGCGGGCCCCACAUCCUACUGGCGACUGAAGAGGGGGAGCUGUAUGCCUGGGGACACAAUGGCUACAGUCAGCUGGGCAACGGGUCCACCAAUCAGGGAGUGUCGCCUGUCGUCGUUUCAGCCAACCUCAUGAAUAAGAAGGUGGUGGGCGUGGCUUGCGGAUCCCACCAUUCCAUGGCACUGACGUAUGAGGGAGAGGUGUACGCCUGGGGCUAUAACAACUGCGGCCAGGUAGGCUCAGGGUCCACGGCCAACCAGCCCGCCCCGCGGAAGGUCUCCAACUGCCUGCAGAACAAGGCGGUGGUCAGCAUCGCCUGUGGGCAGACCUCCUCCAUGGCUGUGGUGGACAACGGGGAGGUCUAUGGGUGGGGCUACAAUGGUAACGGACAGCUCGGACUGGGCAACAACGGGAACCAGCUGAUCCCAUGUCGCCUGACGGCUCUCCAAGGAUUAUGUGUGCUCCAGAUUGCCUCAGGCUACGCUCACUCACUAGCACUAACAGACGAGGGCUUGCUGUACGCCUGGGGGGCUAACACCUAUGGGCAGCUGGGCACGGGCAACAAAAGCAACCAGCUCAGUCCCGUUCAGAUCAUGCCAGAGAAGGAGAGCAGGAUCGUGGAGAUCGCUGCCUGCCACUCCACCCACACGUCCGCGGCCAAGACGCAGAGCGGCCAGGUGUACAUGUGGGGCCAGUGCCGGGGGCAGUCCGUCGUGCUGCCCCACCUCACGCACUUCGCCUGCACCGACGACGUCUUCGCCUGCUUCGCCACCCCCUCCGUCAUGUGGCGGCUGCUGUCCAUGGAGCAUGAUGACUUCUUGACUGUGGCCCAGUCCUUAAAGAAAGAGUUUGACAGCCCAGAGACGUCAGACCUGAAGUUUAGCGUGGAUGGAAAGUACAUACAUGUUCACAAGGCGAUCCUGAAGAUCAGGUGUGAACACUUCAGGUCCAUGUUCCAGUCCCACUGGAACGAGGACAUGAAGGAGGUGAUCGAGAUCGACCAGUUCUCCUAUCCUGUGUACCGCUCCUUUCUGGAGUUCCUCUACACGGACAGCGUGGAUCUGCCCCCGGAGGAUGCCAUAGGUCUGCUGGAUCUGGCCACGUCGUACUGUGAGAACCGCCUGAAACGGCUCUGCCAGCACAUCAUAAAGAGAGGCAUCACCGUGGAGAACGCCUUUUCCCUGCUGUCCGCUGCUGUGCGCUACGAUGCAGAGGACCUGGAGGAGUUCUGCUUCAAGUUCUGCGUGAACCACCUGACCGAGGUGACCCAGACGACGGCGUUCUGGCAGAUCGACGGGAACAUGCUCAAAGAGUUCAUCUGCAGGGCCAGCCGCUGCGGAGCCUUCAAGAACUGAGCUCCUGAGACCGCCCCCGUGCAGACAGGGGGCGCUGUGGGCUACAGUGAGACUGCCUGGAGACCUCUGAGCAGACAGGGGGCGCUGUGGGCUACAGUGAAGACCUCCGUGCAGACAGGGGGCGCUGUGGGCUACAGUGAGACUGCCUGGAGACCUCUGAGCAGACAGGGGGCGCUGUGGGCUACAGUCAUAGUUCUCACCCAGCCUGCGAAGAGGCCAGGGCCGUGACUCCACCCCUGUACGCCCACGUCUGUGAUUCGAAAGGACAACCAAAGGCCCCAUUUCCUGCCCUAAUCGCGUUGGACGGGGCGUUCUCUGCAGAUCAGUGCGUUUGGCCUCCCCUCCCUCCUUCUCCACCCACCUAUACCCUGACAGUGUUUCUGCCGUAAACUCCUGAAGGACCGAGGCUGUGCCCUCCUCUGAUGUGCAGUGGCUUCUCAGAGCCCACAGUCUCAAGUCUCACCUGUGACUCACAAACUGCUAUGGACAGGCUGAAGGAUCCGUUUUGUUAUAGAAGCAGUGAACUUGCUGUGGCUCAGUUUUGGGAAUUGAUUUCUGGCAGUCAGUUUAGUGGUAUGAUCUUGGCUGAGGCGUAUAUAUUUUUAAAUUACCAAAUGCGUUAAAAAUAAAUAAAUGUAUAUAUUUUUCAGCAAAGAUUGCGAGCAAAUGCUUAUUCAUGGUUAAAGAAGAGACUCGGUUGUACCUAUAGGUCCAGCAGUUUCAUAUUACAAGUGUUGAUUUGCACAUGUAAGACUCAUCAAUAUAUGAGUCUCAAUCCUUACUUUAUUGCGUUUCCCACGAGCGUUCAUUGAUGUUAUUGCAUUUACGCUGUGAAUAUGAAAACCAGCCCGCAGCGCAGUGUCAACUUGUUCUGGGUCAAGAAAAUGGCAGCGCUGCACUCUCUAAAUACACUGGCAGAUCAGAUAUAAAAUGGCUGCUAGAUGUAAUUGCAGGUGUUGCCACUGGAGAGACGGAAUGGUGACUUUAGCUGUUAUGCUGAUUUUUAUUUUUUUUUUACAUAAAAUGGUGAUGGUUUCCUGCAGCACUUUUUCCAUCUUUGACCUCUACAAAAAUGGCCAAUGAAUAAAAGUUGCACUAUCCAAUUUAA